Nicotiana attenuata is the source of this 447-nucleotide messenger RNA. RefSeq lists its product as uncharacterized. The record is from RefSeq and is a predicted model, not a curated record. Bases 1 to 447 code for a protein of 148 amino acids. NCBI's taxonomy places the organism in Eukaryota, Viridiplantae, Streptophyta, Magnoliopsida, Solanales, Solanaceae. The transcript has a single exon.
AUGGAGAGUGAAGCGGAAGAACCUCAGCACGUCGUCCAUAUGAUUAUAGGAGGGACCGGUGUUCCCCAGGGACCCGUGGCCAAACGGAUAAAGGUUUUUGCGGCAACACAAGGACUAACUCGGGGUCGCGUACCUGAGGACACCCUCGCGUUCAGCGAGGAAGACUUCGAGACUCUGUCUCAUCCACACAACGAUGUGAUGCUAAUCUCGUUUCUCUUAAAUUACAUUCAAAUCAAACGUGUACUCGUGGAUCCAGGUAGCUCAGCUAAUAUAAUCAGAUCGACGGUGGUAGAGCAGCUCGGAUUCCUCAACGGCUUCAAUAUGGCCGGCGAAGCAACAAAAAGAGAGAUCACCCUCCCGGUAAACAUAUCCGAUGCAGUUCAAGAUACCAAAUUCUACGUCAUUAAAGGUGACGCAAGGUACAAUGCCUUGCCCGGUAAGCCAUGA